AUGCCGCCUGUUAUGCCCCAGACACCUCACAAGGAUGACCUUGACGAAACCUGGUCGUUCUUGGAAGAUGGCAUCAACAGCGUGAUGCACAAGCUUGAGGAGGGGGUUGACAUGAAGCAUUACAUGGCUCUUUACACGGCCGUCCACAACUUUUGCACAUCACAGAAAGCCGUCGCGAGCAACCAAGGAUUACAAGCCCACCGAGGAGGUUCGUCGCUUAAACGCACUCGCCUGCAAACUUCCCUGUCCCAGAAGACAAACAGGUCACAGCCACAGAAGCUAACUACCCCUCUUGGAAUAACAGCACACCUUUUGGGCGAAGAACUCUACAAAUUAUUGGGGGAGUAUCUUUCGCGCCAUCUCCUCGAAGUGCACCAAAAGUCGCUUGCCCACGCCGAAGAAGCGCUACUGACAUUCUACAUCCGGGAAUGGAGUCGAUACACGACCGCCGCUAAAUACGUCAACCACCUUUUCAGCUACCUCAACCGACACUGGGUUAAGCGAGAGAUCGACGAGGGAAAGAAGAACGUGUACGACGUGUAUACAUUGCACCUGGUUAAGUGGAAGGAUGAUUUUUUUGAAAAUGUCCACACUAAAGUCAUGGAGGCCGUACUAAACUUGGUUGAGAAGCAGCGAAAUGGCGAAACUAUCGAACAGUCCCAGAUUAAGAGUAUCGUCGAUUCUUUUGUAUCGUUGGGCUUGGACGAAAAUGACAGCAAAAAAUCCACACUUGAGGUCUAUAGGCACUAUUUCCAGGUACCGUUCAUCGAUGCAACAAGAAGGUACUUUGAGAAUGAGUCAAGACAGUUUGUGGCGGAGAAUAGUGUGGUGGAAUACAUGAAGAAGGCAGAGGCUCGGCUUGAAGAAGAAAAGGCCCGCGUCGGUCUUUAUCUACACUCCGAUGUUACCAAGAGCCUCACAGAGACUUGUCUGGAUGUCCUUGUUACUGCUCAUUCCACUCUUCUUCGCGAUGAAUUCCAAAUCCUUCUUGACAACGAACGCCAGGAAGACCUUGCUCGCAUGUACCGACUCUUGUCACGCAUCAAGGAAGGGCUGGACCCACUCCGAUCUACUUUCGAGAGCCACGUGAGGAAGGCGGGUCUAGCUGCGAUCGAGAAGGUUGCUUCGGAGGGCGAAAAUUUCGAGCCCAAGCUGUAUGUUGAUGCCUUGUUGCAAGUUCACACACGGUAUCAAAGCCUUGUGGAUGAGGCAUUCAACGGUGAGUCCGAGUUUGUGCGUUCUCUCGAUAAUGCCUGCCGAGAGUUUGUCAAUCGUAACCGUAUUUGCAAAACGGCUACAACCAAGUCACCUGAGUUGCUGGCGAAGUAUACAGAUUCCCUUUUGAAGAAGGGAUCCAAGGCUGCCGAGGAGUCUGAGCUGGAAGAGAUGCUUGUCCAGAUCAUGACUGUUUUCAAAUACAUUGAGGACAAGGAUGUAUUCCAAAAGUUCUACUCCAAAAUGCUGGCAAAACGUUUGGUGCAUGUCAGCUCUGUCUCCGAUGAUGCGGAGACGAGCAUGAUUAGCAAGUUGAAGGAAGCAUGUGGAUUUGAAUACACCAAUAAGUUGCAGCGCAUGUUCCAAGAUAUUCAGAUUUCGAAGGAUCUCAAUGCCAACUACAAGGACCUCCAAGAUAAGGUUUUGGAUGAUGACGACCGCAAGAGAAUGGUGGAUGCUCACUUCCAGGUUCUGGGAACUGGAUUCUGGCCUCUUAAUCCACCCAACACCGCUUUCUCUGCACCUCCAGAGAUUGUGAAGACCGCCGAAAGAUUCCAGAAGUUCUACUUCGACAAGCAUAAUGGUCGUAAGCUGACAUGGCUGUGGCAGCUGUGCAAGGGCGAGGUCAAAGCCAAUUACAUUAAGAACACCAAAGUUCCUUUCACAUUCCAGGUGUCCACUUUCCAAAUGGGUAUCUUGCUUCUUUUCAACGAGACAGACACUCUGUCAUACUCCGACAUCCAAAAGGCUACCAGCCUUGCUCCUGAAGUCCUCGACCCUAACCUUGCCAUUUUCCUGAAGGCGAAGGUACUUGUGGCGAGCCCCGAGGGUGCCAAGCCUGAGACCGGCACUACUUUCUCCCUCAACUACAACUUCAAGAAUAAGAAGAUCAAGGUCAACCUCAACAUUCAGAUUAAGUCGGAGCAAAAGGUAGAAUCCGACGACACCCACAAAACUAUCGAAGAAGAUCGGAAGCUGUUGCUCCAGUCUGCAAUUGUCCGCAUCAUGAAAUCCCGCAAGAAGAUGAAGCACGUCCAGCUGGUGCAAGAAGUCAUCCACCAAGUCAAGUCGCGCUUCCCACCCAAGAUCGCCGAUAUCAAGAAGAACAUCGAAGCUCUCAUGGAAAAGGACUACAUCGAACGUCUAGACGGGGACGAAAUCUCUUACAUUGCUUAA
This is a messenger RNA of Penicillium angulare, 2391 nucleotides long. It is a transcript of the gene culA, whose product is annotated as cullin culA. Gene Ontology annotation, cellular component: SCF ubiquitin ligase complex. NCBI's taxonomy places the organism in Eukaryota, Fungi, Ascomycota, Eurotiomycetes, Eurotiales, Aspergillaceae. Gene Ontology annotation, molecular function: ubiquitin protein ligase binding. The transcript is spliced from 5 exons. The record is from RefSeq and is a predicted model, not a curated record. Bases 1 to 2391 code for a protein of 796 amino acids. Gene Ontology annotation, biological process: protein ubiquitination; SCF-dependent proteasomal ubiquitin-dependent protein catabolic process.